AUGGUGGCAGAAACAGCGCGUCUCCGCAUUAUUAUUGUCGGAGCUGGCCUUAGUGGCAUUGCUACCGCCAUCUCCGCUGCUCUAUCCGGCCACACGGUUGAAGUUAUUGAACAAGCUAAAGAACUCGCUGAGGUCGGCGCAGGAUUACAAAUCACACCCAAUGCAUCUCGUUUGCUGAAAUAUUGGCAAUUGCCGUCUUCUCUAUGGGAAGCCGCUGCGGAGCCUACAAAAUUGACGGUCCAUCGAUAUUCAGGCGAAGUCCUUGCACACGACGGAGCAUUUGAUAAGAGCAUUCGGGCUAAAUAUAACGCGCCAUUUGUGGAUUUACACCGGGUUGAUCUGCAGCAAGCACUCUUUGCCCGAGCAAAGGACUUGGGUGUAACUUUCCAUUUGGGUGAAAGGAUUGAGCGAAUUGACUUUGACUCCACGACUGUGUACUCUGUGGCUGGGAAACAAUUCGCUGGUGAUCUGAUUGUUGCCGCUGAUGGACUAUGGUCUAAAUGUCGGGAGGCAUUUGUUGGAAAGAAGGAUGAGCCUAUUCCAACUGGAGACUUGGCGUAUCGAAUUGUGUUGAAUGUAGACCAGAUUACCGAUCCGGAUCUCAAGUCAUUAGUUCAGAAUCCUGAAUGUCACUUUUGGAUCGGGCCCGGAGCUCAUUCUGUUGGCUAUUCUUUGCGCGGAGGACAGAUGUACAAUAUCGUUUUGCUUGUACCAGACAACCUUCCACCUGGUGUCUCAAAGCAGGCUGGAUCUGUGGACGAAAUGCGAGAGCUCUUUGUUGGCUGGGAUCCGAUCCUCAACAAAUUCUUGACUUACGUGGAGAAUGUCGACAAGUGGAAGUUGAUGCACCACGGAGAGAUGGAGAAGUGGGUCAAUGAUAAGUCUAACCUUGUCUUCAUCGGAGAUGCUUGCCACCCGAUGUUGCCAUAUCUGGCACAAGGCGCCAACUCCUCUCUAGAGGAUGGAGCCGUUCUUGGUCUCCUUCUAGGACACAUGACAAAGAAGACACAACUACCUGGCAUUCUGCGACUAUAUGAGAGCCUCCGCAAGUCCAGAGGAGAGGCUAUUGUGCGCGAAACUUUCAAACAGCGACAUGAUUUCCACAUGCAUGAUGGAGAAGAGCAGCAGAAGCGAGAUGAAAUCUUCCUUUCUCAGCUUGGCAAAGAGCUUAAGGGUGCUUUUCCCAGUCGAUGGACAUGUCCAGAGGUUCAGCCUUGGCUGUAUGGAUACGAUGCUAUCAAGGAAGUUGAGAAGGCGGUAGUGGAGAAUCCAGAUCUCUUUUACCAGACUUCCAAGGGCCGGCAGUCGUUUUGCACUAUAUUAUAG
Penicillium angulare is the source of this 1326-nucleotide messenger RNA. Its product is annotated as putative monooxygenase. The transcript has 6 exons. The record is from RefSeq and is a predicted model, not a curated record. Gene Ontology annotation, biological process: secondary metabolite biosynthetic process. Bases 1 to 1326 code for a protein of 441 amino acids. Gene Ontology annotation, molecular function: FAD binding; monooxygenase activity. Lineage: Eukaryota; Fungi; Ascomycota; Eurotiomycetes; Eurotiales; Aspergillaceae.